This is a messenger RNA of Colletotrichum fioriniae, 3108 nucleotides long. RefSeq lists its product as uncharacterized. Gene Ontology annotation, biological process: proteolysis. Lineage: Eukaryota; Fungi; Ascomycota; Sordariomycetes; Glomerellales; Glomerellaceae. Gene Ontology annotation, molecular function: metalloexopeptidase activity. The record is from RefSeq and is a predicted model, not a curated record.
AUGGCUGCCAAGAAUCCCUUCGGGUUCACGACAGGUCCAGUCACCUUCUGGUUGAUUGUCGUCUACGCAGCCUUCCUCAUUCCUCUCGUUUGGAUUCACGAAUCCGUGCCGUCUGUUUCUAGCCACAAUUCCUACACCGGCAUCAACGUAACCGAGGCCUGGCAGGACUUGACGCACAUCACCAAGAACUACCACCCCUACAACAGCCGUGCCAACGAUGAGGUGGGCGCAUACAUCUUGACCCGGAUCGAGGAGAUCUUGAAACGCAACGGAGUCGACUAUUCCAAGGAAAAGGAUGCAGGCGGCGUCGUCUGGCCUCAAGACGCCCAUGGCACACCAGCUCUUCCACGCAAAGAUGCCAUUGAGCGUGCUUCGACGGGCCCCCUCGUAACCGUCUUCGACGACAUAAUUUCAAACGUGACGUACGCUGGCACCUCUGGCCCACUCGGUCAACCUGGUACUUCGGCCCAUGCAACCUACUUCGAGGGUACGAACAAGCUUGUAUACAUCCGCGGCACAGAAGACGAGGACGGUGAAUGGUGGAAGGGCAAGCGUGGCAACAUUGGCCAGGGCGGCGUUCUUGUCAAUGCCCAUUACGACUCAGUCUCCACUGGCUACGGAGCCACCGACGACGGCAUGGGUUGUGUAAGCGUUCUUCAGAUGCUCAACUACUUCACUUCUCCUGGCCAGCAGCCUAAGCGUGGAAUUGUACUGUUGCUCAACAACGGCGAAGAGGAUGGCCUGUACGGAGCCAGAGCCUACCACUACAGCCCUCUCUACUACUUCACAACCUCAUUCGUGAAUCUCGAGGGUGCCGGUGCGGGUGGGCGAGCCAUCCUCUUUAGAACCACUGACUUGGAGGUAUCCAAGGCUUACGCAAACGCCCCUCAUCCCUUCGGAUCCGUUGUUGCUGCCGAUGGCUUCAAACUUCGAGCGAUCAAGAGCGAAACCGAUUAUAAGGUGUGGGUUGAGAACUUUGGCCAGCGUGGCCUCGACAUUGCAUUCUACCGACCCAGAGCACGGUACCACACCAACCAAGACGAUACCCGACAUGCCUCACAAGAGAGUCUUUGGCACAUGCUUUCCAACAGCCUGGCUGCUGUUGAUUCUCUUCAGAAGACUUCGGGCUCCUUCACUGGUAAGCGCAAUGACGGAGACAAGAAGAAGGUUUCGAGCGGUUCCGGUACGGAGGGCGUGUGGUUCGACAUGUUUGGCAAGGGAUUCGCCACUCUUGAGCUCCGUGGCCUCUUCGCGUGGACAUUGACUUUGCUCAUCGUAUCUCCCCUGAUCUUGGUACUCGUCACCUAUAUCCUGUCGAGGCAGGACAAGUACUACUUCUUCUCAAGGAAGGUCAAGGUCGAUAUUGACGACGAAUCGGUCCCUCUCGGAGGCUGGAAGGGUUUCUUCCGUUUUCCCUUGGCCCUUAUUUUCUCGGGCGCGAUUACCGUCCUCUCUGCCCUCUUGGUUCGGAGACUCAACCCUGAGGUUGUUUCCAGCAGUCCCUAUGCAGUCUGGGCAAUGACCUUGUCUGUGUUCUUCCUCGUAUUCUGGACAAUCUCGCGAGGCGCCAACGCCGUCAGGCCGAGUGCUCUUCAACGCGGUUAUGCCCACAUCUGGCUCUUCAUCUUGAGCUGGGCUAUCCUCGUUGCUGUUACGACCGCCGCCGACAGAUUUCAGAUUGCUUCGGGAUAUCUCUUUGCAUUCUUCCAUUCCGCCGUCUUUGUUGCGACGCUCAUUACUCUCUGCGAUCUUUUCGCGCUCCCGAGCAAGCGAGCCUACGCAGAGACGGCUCACGACGAUCAGCAGUCCAGGGAUAACAUAUCAGAGGUUCCCAACUCUGAUGCUUUGAUUUCUCCAAGUCCGCACGAAGAGGGAACCACAGAAGAGCCCACGGAAACAACGCCGCUUAGGAGUGGCGAGAAUGGCAGUGGAAAUAAUGGCACAAUACGAACGACAUUCGCAACAACCUACCGACGCUCGCUCUCUGCCAUCAUGUCUAACCCAGACGAUGAUGACGAGGAGACCAAGGUAACUAAAGAGAAGCAGCCCUAUGAGAAAGAACAACCGUGGUCAGCGAAGCUCCCAUCUUGGACCUGGUUCUUCCAACUCCUUCUGCUCGCUCCGAUCACCAUCAUUGUCUUCCUCCAAGUUGCUCUGUUCAUCACCUCGGCUAUGCAGUCUAUUGGUGCCGAUGGUGUGGAUCCUUUGCUUCUCUAUACCGCAAUCGCCGUCUUCAGUAUCAUGAUUUCUUUGCCUCUUACCCCGUUCAUCCACAGGACGAGCUCUUUCGUGCCGUUGGCCCUGUUGUUCAUUUUCCUCAUCAGUCUCAUCUACAACCUUGCCGCCUUCCCGUUCUCCGCGAACAACCGCUACAAGGUCAAGUUCAUUCAGCGCUUGGACCUGGAUAAUGGAAACUCUUCGGUUUCGAUUCUCGGCCUGCAAAAGUACGCCCGCAAAAUGAUCAACGAGUUGCCAUCUGCGGCAGGGCGGGAAGUCGUUUGCACUCCAUCCGCUGGCUUGCUAUCUGAUUGUCGAUUCGAUGGAUCUGCGGUGUUGCCCAGGUUGCCAGAGCUGGAGAGCACCUCUUCUGAACUCGUUUUUUCAAAGGAUCCAUACGCACAUCUCGUGACUGUUAACAUUACUUACUCGAACUCGACCAACGAGUAUGAGCUUUGCAUCGAUGCCCCAGAGUCAAAGCAGUGUGUCCUCGAAUUCGACGACUCUGUGACGUUUGAGGUUCGGGAAAGCGCCGGUAUCGAUCCCCUUUUCAGCACACCUAUUGAAGGGGGCAUUGACGGCAUCACGCUCUGGCGGAGAGAUUCGUCUAUCCCGUGGACGAUUGACGUCAAACCAGCCGCCAAGCCCUCGGUGGCUAAGCCCGUGAAGCCAGUUCACGAGGAGAUUGCGAAGGAACACGAGGAGCUUCGGAUUCGUCGGGUUCGAAAGCCUGCAGGAUUCAGCGGAAGAAUCUCAUGCUCUUGGAGUGAUGCCAACGUUCGCGGGACAAUACCAGCCUUGGACGAAGCUUUGCAAUAUGCCCCCGACUGGAUCGCCGUCACCAAGCAAGACGUAGGCCUGGUCAAGGCAUAUAAGCGCUUCAAGGCCUGA